AGUACAAGAGGUCACGCCAUGAGAUCAAGAAGAAGUCAUCUGACACCAUGAAACUGCAGAAGAAAGCUCGYAAAGAGAUGCAGGGGCGAGGGGAUCUGCAGCCCCAGCUGGACAGCGCCAUGCAGGAUGUGACUGACAUGUGCCUGCUGAUGGAGGAGAUGGAGAAGCAAGCAGUGCGCCGGGCUCUGGUGGAGGAGAGGGGACGUUUUUGCACCUUCAUCGGCUUCCUUCAGCCUGUCGUGAACGGAGAGAUUGCAAUGCUGGGUGAGAUCACACACCUGCAGGCUAUCAUCGAUGACCUCACUGUGCUGACAACAGAUCCUCACAAACUGCCCCCUGCCAGUGAACAGCAGUGUCAACAGCGCCCACAGUAGUGCCUCACGCUCAUCGGGGGGAGGUGUGGGUAUUGGUGGUAGCGGAGGAGGCUCCCAGCCACACUCACCCACCUCCUCCUCCUCCUCCUAUCGCUACCGCAGCAGCAUCCCGCAGCAGCCUCCGCCACCGGGGGGCAUCGCCGCCCACCGCCUCAGCAGCGUCUCCUCCCACGAUUCAGGAUUCGUGUCCCAGGAUGCCAACAUCUACUCCAAGCCUCCCUCGCCGAUGCCCUCGGACAUCACAAGUCAGAAAUCUUCCAGCUCAGCGUCAUCAGAGGCCUCAGAAACAUGUCAGUCAGUCAGUGAAUGCAGCUCCCCCACCACUUUUGGCUCGUCCUUCGCUACCUUCCGCCCUGCUUUUUCUCACUCUGGUUCCACCAGGCCUCUUUCUGUCAUUCUCCCUGUUCCUGCGUCCCCACCCUAUAACCGCACCCCUGGAUCCAGCUCUUCCUCUCCCACAUCAAAGGUUCCCAUGUGGAAGGAUUGGUCCAAAGCAGGUCAGUAUGAACAGCCAGUGGCUGCAGCACCGGUUCAGAGGAGAAAGGACACUUCUGACAGGCUGAGGGAGAACGAGGGCUCACCAGGUUCCCAGGGAUAUGCUGGAGCACCACACCCUGAUGAUGGGCAAAGACCCAGGAUGACACCAGCUACAAUUGCUGCCAAGCAUGGCGAGGAGGUAUCUCCUGCAGCCAGUGACCUUGCUAUGGUUUUGACCAGGGGACUGAGUAUGGAGCAGCAAAAAACCAGCAGAGACUCCCUGCAGUACUCCAGCGGAUAUAGCACAGAGACAACAACCCCGUCCUGCUCUGAGGACACGAUUCCUUCACAAGGUUCAGACUAUGACUGCUACUCUGUGAACGGUGACACCGAAGGCCCAGAUGGACAGGCCGAGUUUGACAAGUCCUCUACAAUUCCUCGCCACUCCAACAUCGCCCAGAACUACAGGCGCAUGAUCCAGACCAAAAGGCCAGCUAGUACAGCUGGCCUGCCCAGUGGGGUUCUUGGUCCGGGGACUCAUGGGAUACCAGGACAACCAGGCAUAAGUGGUGGAGGAGGAGCAGGGACUCCAGGCACUGCCACCAUUCGCCGAACCCCUUCGACAAAACCAGGAGUGAGGCGCACUUUGUCCAGCGCGGGGCCUAUUCCCAUCCGACCACCCAUCGUGCCUGUCAAAACCCCCACCGUUCCCGCAGACUCGCAUUCACCUGGCACGGGCGGGUGCGCAGGAGGAGGCCAAGGUGGAGUGCCUGUCCGCGUGGGAAGCGAAGAGUGCGUAUUCUUCACUGGAGCCGAGGAUGCGCCAGGAGGGCUCGAGUAUGUGAAGGCAUCACCAAAGCGCCUCAGUCUGCCCAACACCGCCUGGGGCUCAGGGGCGGCGUUAGAGGUCUACGCCCAGCAGCACGGGGGCCUUGCAAUGGCAUCGGGCUCGGCAGCGAGAUCAGAGGAAGACCAGAUGAUUGCAGCAAAUCGGCACAGCUUAGUGGAGAAGAUCGGCGAGUUGGUGGCCAGUGCACACGCUCUUGGCGAAGGGCAGUUUCCUUUCCCUGCCCUCCCAGACGACCCGGCCCCGACACCGACUGUUCCCAGUGACACUCAGACAGGAACAGAGGGCACAGAAGGGUCUGGCGACAUGCUGACCACCAUUAGGAGAGGUGUUCGCCUUCGCAAAACGGUCUCUAAUGACCGCUCAGCUCCACGUAUAUUGUGAUUCGAAAAAAACAAAUAAAUAACAGGAUGGUUGUCAGCUGUUGGGGGUUAGGGGUUAGUGUGGUGUAACCCAACCACCAAGGACAUUCUCAAAAAUAUAACCAUGUUGAGAAAGCUAUAGUAUGAAAUCAGUCAAGUAAAAACAAAAACAUAGACAAAAUAUGCUUCAAGACACAUUUAGAGUAAAUAAUAUAUAAAAUAAUAACAUUAAUGAUGUUAACCGAUGCUGAUAAUUAAAAUGAAAUACUUAAUGAUAGGCUUCUAGCAGGCCAUAAUAACUAGUGUGUGUUGGACGCAUGUUUGUCUUCUAUACACCCUCACCCAGGGAUGGAAAGACUCACAAGAAAAAAAAA
This is a messenger RNA of Austrofundulus limnaeus, 2434 nucleotides long. RefSeq names its product MTSS I-BAR domain containing 2b (gene mtss1lb). Gene Ontology annotation, cellular component: cytoplasmic side of plasma membrane; actin cytoskeleton. Gene Ontology annotation, molecular function: phospholipid binding; actin binding. NCBI's taxonomy places the organism in Eukaryota, Metazoa, Chordata, Actinopteri, Cyprinodontiformes, Rivulidae. Gene Ontology annotation, biological process: cell projection assembly; plasma membrane organization. The record is from RefSeq and is a predicted model, not a curated record.